GUGGAAGGGGCGGAGACCUCCUGCAGUGGGCGGGGCGGCCGGGCCGGUGCGGCCGCCGACUGAAUGCGGCGGGUCGCCGAGGACUUGAGGGUGGAGUCCCAGCCGGAGGCAGGCCGGGACGCUGGUGGUUCGCGGCGCGGGUCGGACGCGAUCAGGUCGGCUGCGGCGGCCGGAAAGCUGCCGGGCGUCACUUCCUCGACCCCAGUUCCGGGCUCGCCAAGCGAGGCGAGCGGGCGGCGCGGGCCCAUGGCCAGACGCGGCAUGGAGCGGUGGCGCGACCGGUUGGCGCUGGUGACGGGAGCCUCAGUGGGCAUUGGCGCGGCCGUGGCCCGGGCCCUGGUCCAGCAGGGACUGAAGGUGGUGGGCUGCGCCCGCACCGUGGGCAACAUCGAGGAGCUGGCUGCUGAAUGUAAGAGUGCAGGCUACCCCGGGACUUUGAUCCCCUACAGAUGUGACCUGUCAAAUGAGGAGGACAUCCUCUCCAUGUUCUCGGCUAUCCGUUCUCAGCACAGUGGCGUAGACAUCUGCAUCAACAAUGCCGGCUUGGGCCGGCCUGACUCCCUGCUCUCAGGCAGCACCAGCGGUUGGAAGGAGAUGCUCAAUGUGAACGUGCUGGCCCUCAGCAUCUGCACACGGGAAGCCUACCAGUCCAUGAAGGAACGGAAUGUGGAUGAUGGGCACAUCAUUAACAUCAAUAGCAUGUCUGGCCACCGAGUGGUCCCCCAGUCUGUGACCCACUUCUAUAGUGCCACCAAGUAUGCCGUCACUGCGCUGACAGAGGGACUGAGGCAAGAGCUUCGGGAGGCCCAGACCCACAUCCGAGCCACGCCCUUGAGCAGGCCCUUUUUGUUGGCCCAGUGCAUCUCUCCAGGUGUUGUGGAAACACAAUUCGCCUUCAGACUCCACGACAAGGACCCUGAGAAGGCAGCUGCCACCUAUGAGCACAUGAAGUGUCUCCAACCCGAGGAUGUGACCGAGGCUGUUAUCUACGUCCUCAGCACCCCCCCACACGUCCAGAUCGGAGACAUCCAGAUGAGGCCCACGGAGCAGGUGACCUAGUGACUGUGGGAGCUCUUCCUUCCCUCCCCACCCCUCAUGGCUUGCCUCCUGCCUCUGGAUUUUAGGUGUUGAUUUCUGGAUCACUGGAUACCACUUGCUGUCCACACCCCUGCCAGGGGUUAGAAAAUUUGUCUGAGAUUGUUAUAUCCGCUUGUCAAAUUGCUUCCAUUGUAAAUGUGAAAAAUGGGCUGGGGAAAGGAGGUGGUGUCCUUAAUUGUUUUACUUGUUAACUUGUUCUUGGUCCCCCUGGGCUCCUUGGCCUUUUUCUGCUCUCAGUCUCUUCCCUUUGACCUGGGAAAUGGGUUGUGGCCAAAAUCCCUCCCAUCUUCUUGCACCUCAACCUCUGCGACUCAGGGGCUGGGGUGGCAGAGGGAGGCCCUCACCUUAUAUCUUCGUGGUUAUCCAGGGUUCCAGACUUCCUCUGCCUGGCCCACUGUCCCCUCUCCCCCUUCUCUUCCUCCUUCUCAGCUCUCCAGCCCAAUCUUGGCUUCUUGUCCCCUUGUGGGGUCAUCCCUCCACUCUGACUAUGGCAGCAGAACACCAGGGCCUGGCCCAGUGAAUUUCAUGAUGAUCAUUAAAAAAGAAAAAUCCCAACGAA
Molecule: messenger RNA, 1657 nt
Organism: Callithrix jacchus (white-tufted-ear marmoset)
Lineage: Eukaryota; Metazoa; Chordata; Mammalia; Primates; Cebidae
Gene: DHRS11
Product: dehydrogenase/reductase 11
Molecular function (GO): oxidoreductase activity
Source: RefSeq, a predicted model, not a curated record